Molecule: messenger RNA, 990 nt
Organism: Hibiscus syriacus
Lineage: Eukaryota; Viridiplantae; Streptophyta; Magnoliopsida; Malvales; Malvaceae
Product: RPM1-interacting protein 4-like
Exons: 4
Coding region: 1-882 (293 amino acids)
Source: RefSeq, a predicted model, not a curated record
AUGUUAACCGUGGAGAAAGACGUCUCAGCUUUGAUGAAGAGUCAGCCCCCAUUGACUCUUUUGUUGCCAUUGCAGCAACGGCAACAGCGCACCCCUGUGCCCAAGUUUGGCAAUUGGGAGGGUGAAGAGAACGUUCCCUACACAGUUUAUUUCGAUAAGGCCCGUCAGGGUCGUGCCGGAGCAAAGAUUGUAAACCCAAAUGAUCCCCAAGAGAGCCCGGACUUGCAUCAAGAUUUUGUAGCUCCAACUACGGCUAAUCCUGUUUCGAGAGCAAAACCGGAAGUGGAUGAGCCGGUAGGUCAAGGACCUGCUAGAAGGGUACAUGAACGCCGAAGGAGCAGGGAAGAAGGUUACCUCAAGCAAUAUGCUGAUUCCCCGACACGACAUGACAAUGUCAACCGCAGACCCUCUGGGGACAGUACUCCUUCACGCUAUGGUCAUGGAGUAAGCUCCGGCGAAGCACCAAAACGCCCUACAAGAUCAAGUAUUGGAUCUGAAAACAGCCUAGAGAAAUCACCUCUUCAUCACCAGGCACGAGGAACGGGGAGAGGUAGCAUGGCAUCGCCUGCAUGGGAAGGAAAAAUUUUGUACGAUAGUAGCCACGGUACUCCCGGGAGAUCCAGACUCAGGCCAAGUGCUAGAGACGAUGAAAGUCCCGAUAAAAGUGCAGCUGUUCCGAAGUUUGGUGACUGGGAUGAGAGUAAUCCGGCAUCAGCUGAUGGCUAUACUCACAUUUUUAACAAGGUGCGAGAAGAAAGGAACAAUGGGGGUAGGGUACCAGGCAUGCCGGGUGAUCAAUCCCCGUACAACAAUGCUCGGAAUCGGAAGACAACUAACAGCAAUGCCGUUAAGAGUUGCUGCCUUCCAUGGUGCAGGAAAUGAGGGAUGGGAAAAAGUUGUGGAUUUGUUGUGAGUUGUGUGGGAUGGAUACUGUAAAUACAUCGAAGUCUCCUUCCGAGCAGAGUAAUUCAACUGAAUUGCGGCUAUUAU